This is a messenger RNA of Phragmites australis (common reed), 1065 nucleotides long. Its product is annotated as dormancy-associated protein homolog 3-like. NCBI's taxonomy places the organism in Eukaryota, Viridiplantae, Streptophyta, Magnoliopsida, Poales, Poaceae. The transcript has 3 exons. The record is from RefSeq and is a predicted model, not a curated record. Bases 209 to 640 code for a protein of 143 amino acids.
ACCCCUUGUUCCUCCAAGAAGAAAGGAAGACAAAUCAAAAGGAAGAACUCUGCACACCUCGCCUCAAGGGCAGAGCAACCCUUCUCUCACCCAAGAACAAAUAACAUCGAAGCAAGAACCAAAGAAACAGAGGAAGAGGGUCUCUCUAAGCAUUAGGCAAAACACACGCUUCACGUUGAACGCGCAGGUCACGUACGUGCAUCGGUGCAUGGGGCUCCUCGACCAGCUGUGGGACGACACGGUGGCCGGGCCGCGCCCGGACUCCGGCCUCGGCAAGCUCCGCAAGCACGCCUCCUUCUCCCCCUCUUCCUCCUCGGCGUCCGCGGCCGCGGCUGCGUCGGCAGCGGCGGAGGGGGCGGGCGGCGCCGUCGCGACGCGGAGCAUCACCGUGCCGCGGCCGCCGGCGCUGUCCGUGACGUCGCCGCGCAGCGAGUCCAGCUCCGCGCCGUCGUCCCCGGCCAGCGGCGCCCCAGACUCGCCCUUCGGCGCAGCCACGACGCCCAAGGGGGAGGGAUGGGCGAAGAAGCUGCGCAGGAAAGGCAGGAUGGCCGACGGCGCCGGCGCCGGCGCGGAUGCCCCCGGCACGCCGAGGAGCCCCACCGUCUACGACUGGGUGGUGAUCAGUUCACUGGACCGAUGAAGUAGCCGGCCGGCCGGGCUCAAGGCGAGGACUGCACAACGAAACCAUCAGCAGCGCAAACUGAAGGACGGAACAGAAGGGGCGUCCUCUUUCAGAGCGUCUGAUGGCUCUGUCACAUCUGUUCGCAUUUGUAAUUUUGUUGUAAAUCUCUGUGUGAGAUGCUGCUGAUUCUGUAAGCUACUGCUAACUAAGCUCGUCAAGUCGUGCCGUGCAUGUCACCGUGUAGAUGUAGUUGAAGCCUUCAAGGGAAAGCAUGCAAUGCAACUUGUCUGUGAUGACCUGGUGAGGUUAUUAGAAGAGAGAGUGGGGUAAUGCUGUUGUGUAACUGUGCAGAUGCCUCCCCAGGCUGCUGCCGUGUAAAAAGCACUCCGCGAUAACGCGUGGCCGAGCGUUGUGGAUAUGCAAUAAGACACUUUUGUUACCAA